Messenger RNA from Chionomys nivalis (European snow vole), 1591 nucleotides. It is a transcript of the gene B3gat3, whose product is annotated as beta-1,3-glucuronyltransferase 3. The coding region runs from base 178 to 1185 and encodes 335 amino acids. Gene Ontology annotation, biological process: carbohydrate metabolic process; chondroitin sulfate proteoglycan biosynthetic process. Gene Ontology annotation, molecular function: galactosylgalactosylxylosylprotein 3-beta-glucuronosyltransferase activity. The record is from RefSeq and is a predicted model, not a curated record. Gene Ontology annotation, cellular component: Golgi membrane. The transcript has 5 exons. NCBI's taxonomy places the organism in Eukaryota, Metazoa, Chordata, Mammalia, Rodentia, Cricetidae.
CACUGGCCGGAAGUGGCCCCGUGUGGCUCUCGGAGACCCAGGUUCUCGAGAACUACUACAAGGGGGUGCGGGGAAGGCGGGGCUCGGGGCUGGGCGGGGCCCGCGGGAGGGCCGAGGGGCGGGCGGACCUGUCCCUGCCGGUCCCCGGCGGACCCCGCCUGCCCCGGCGGCGCGGCCAUGAAGCUGAAGCUGAAGAACGUGUUUCUUGCCUACUUCCUGGUGUCGAUCGCUGGCCUCCUCUACGCGCUGGUUCAGCUCGGCCAGCCAUGUGACUGCCUCUCUCCACUGCGAGCGGCAGCUGAGCAGCUUCGACAGAAGGACCUGAGGAUUUCCCAGUUGCAAGCUGAUCUCCGCCGCCCACCCCCUGUCCCAGCCCAGCCCCCUGAACCUGAGGCUCUACCUACUAUUUAUGUCAUUACCCCCACCUAUGCCAGGUUGGUACAGAAGGCAGAGCUGGUUCGGCUGUCGCAGACCCUGAGCCUGGUGCCCCGUGUACACUGGGUGCUGGUGGAGGAUGCUGAGAGCCCUACCCCGCUGGUCUCGGGGCUGCUGGCUGCCUCUGGUCUCCUCUUCACACACCUGGCUGUCCCAACCCCCAAGGCUCAGCGACUUAGGGAAGGUGAGCCAGGAUGGGUUCGGCCCCGAGGAGUAGAACAGCGCAACAAGGCCCUGGACUGGCUCCGAGGCAGAGGGGGUGCUGUUGGUGGGGAGAAAGACCCACCACCACCAGGGACCCAGGGAGUCGUGUAUUUUGCUGACGAUGACAACACCUACAGCCGGGAGCUCUUUAAGGAGAUGCGUUGGACUCGUGGUGUUUCAGUGUGGCCUGUGGGGCUGGUGGGCGGCCUGCGAUUUGAGGGUCCUCAGGUACAGGAUGGCCGGGUUGUGGGUUUCCAUACAGCAUGGGAACCCACCAGGCCCUUUCCCCUGGACAUGGCGGGCUUUGCUGUUGCCCUGCCCUUGCUGGUGGCUAAGCCCAAUGCCCAGUUUGAUGCUACUGCACCCCGGGGCUACCUGGAGAGUAGUCUCCUGAGCCAUCUCGUGGAUCCCAAGGACCUGGAGCCACGGGCUGCCAACUGUACUCAGGUACUAGUAUGGCACACACGGACAGAGAAACCUAAGAUGAAGCAGGAGGAGCAGCUGCAGCGGCAGGGCCAGGGCUCAGACCCAGCCAUUGAGGUGUGAUGGCAGCUUCAUCCUGACUUCUACCUUAUUUUAGGCACAUACCUUGUGGGACUGGGCUCCAGGCCAAUCCAGGAUGUGGUUUUUUUUUUUUUUUAAAAAAAGACCUGACCCCUCAGAAGCAGAGGCAGCCCCUCCAACCACAGGGUGUGGCCCAGCUGCUUUCCUCCCUUCCCCCAGCCUGCCAUGUGGCACUGCCUACAGGCUAGGGACAAGCAGCUGUUGUAUUGAGCCAGGUCAGCCCCAUCUGGGGUGGAGCAGGACAGAUGGACUCAGGAGGGAGGGUGGCUAAGGGAACUGGGUAACUUAUUGGGGACAAGCAUGCACUGGGGGGCUAGAGGAGCUGGGCUGGACCCUCCCCACCUGAGCAUGCGGAUCCCCUUCCUACCUCUAGAAUAAAGAAUCUCAA